AUGGCUACAAUAAUAGAAUUGCCGGACGAAGCAGUUACUAUCAUUUUAGAAAAGGAAAACGUUAGCUUCGAAGAUAUCGUGAAUUUUAAAUCCACGUGUAAGAGAUUCGAGCAGAUGACAUUAUCCAACAAGUUUUGGGAAAAGAAAUAUUAUCAGAGAUGCUCUACUGCGAAAAAGAAAUAUAAUAGAGAAAAACGGGAGAAAAUAUUUCAUCACACUGAUUUCGAAGAAAUACUAAAAGAAGGAUUAUAUUGUGUCCAAAAGUUACAACAAUAUACGUUUUUGAUAUCGGAAUAUAAGUUAUAUGAUACUGACAAGAAACAACAAUUGGAGCAUAUUUUCUGUUCAAUUGCUGAGAAUUCCGUUAAGUAUUAUUUUGUGUGGGAUGAGAUAAAUAUGAUUUUUGCACAACAAUCAUGCAAUUUCUUUUCCGACUUUACACUUAAAUAUAGUUUUGAACUAAUUUUUUACUAUCUAAAGCAGUAUCGAAUUGUGCAUAAGCAAAGAAAAUUUAUGAAUAUGCCAACAACAAAGUCGAUUUUUGAAAAACAGCUUACGAUCGUGGCACAAUAUUUUCAGCCACACGUGCCCUAUUCGACCGUAAAAAUAUGGUUGGAUGGAAUAGCGCAGACAGUACUAUUUCGCCUGAAAAAAAAAUAUCCACGUCAUGCAAUUUGCUUCAUUACUUCAGAGCAAUUUUCCUUUUGGAAAAACAACAACAUUGAUGAUAAUUUCUGGAAUGAAAUUGAAUCAAGGCAAAUUAUGUGUAUACUCGAUGAAUACAUAUUUUUGGAAUUAGAGCUUCAGGAAUUAUAUAAAUUAUUAAUGAUAUCAGAUUUUGAAAUCAAACAUAUGCAAUUUAUUGCAGAAAGUCUUCAAAUAUAUCUAUUGACUUUUACGUAUCAUAUCGUAGCUAGAAGACUUGGCAUACAUACUGUUUUGAGAUCAAAUGGAAUGGAUAUAUUAGUCAUAUGGAAAUCUAAAUAUUAAUACAAAAAAUUUUGAAAAUAUUUUAUCAAAUAUUAGCAUUUAAUUAGAAUAUAUAUUGCGACUGGAAUUUAAAGAUCUUCCUCAGUUUUCAAACUUUAUACCUCUCAAAUAAUAAGAACAUCAAAAU
Molecule: messenger RNA, 1117 nt
Organism: Cataglyphis hispanica
Lineage: Eukaryota; Metazoa; Arthropoda; Insecta; Hymenoptera; Formicidae
Product: F-box only protein 21-like
Exons: 5
Coding region: 1-990 (329 amino acids)
Molecular function (GO): protein binding
Source: RefSeq, a predicted model, not a curated record